Messenger RNA from Zingiber officinale, 793 nucleotides. RefSeq names its product protein cornichon homolog 4-like. The record is from RefSeq and is a predicted model, not a curated record. Gene Ontology annotation, biological process: vesicle-mediated transport. The transcript has 5 exons. The coding region runs from base 1 to 423 and encodes 140 amino acids. NCBI's taxonomy places the organism in Eukaryota, Viridiplantae, Streptophyta, Magnoliopsida, Zingiberales, Zingiberaceae.
AUGGUGAUAGGGGAGGUAAUUGUGUACUUCUGGCUCACCGCCUUCUUCCUCCUCGUCGCCCUCAUCGUUCUCGUCAUCUACCAGCUUAUGUGUUUGGCCGACCUAGAAUUUGAUCAUAUCAAUCCUUAUGACUCAGCCUCACAAAUAAAUAAAGUGAUAUAUCCAGAGUUUGGUUUGCAAGGAUUUUUGUGCCUACUCUUUCUCUUCUCUGGAAAUUGGUGGAUGGUUUUGCUUUCUGUUCCAUACCUUUACUACAAUGCAAGAUUGUACCAGAGGCGGCAACAUCUGAUAGACGUUACGGAGAUCUUUAACCAGCUCAAUCAAGAAAAGAAAAGACGCCUCUUCAAGCUCAUCAACCUUGUUAUCCUUCUCUUCCUGUCGUUAUUCUGGAUGAUUUAUAGCAUAUUGGAAGACGACGAAUAGUUGCCAACACUCUGAGCUUCCACUUCUUUCAUCAUCUGAUAAUUCAUUAUUUGUCACUGCAAUUGCAAUCGACGUGAAUUAGCUGUUCAUUCGGUCUCUCUUUUUAGUAAUGAGAUUUGUUCGGGAAAUUGGUGAUCUUUGACAACCAGAACAACAAAGUGCAGCUUUCAAUUGGUUGUGUUCCUCUUCGAAAAAUUUGUACCAUAUCAGGUACUUGUAAUCUUCUAUCGGAUGAUCUUAUUUCAAGGGUGGGUGCUACAAAACUUUGUAAACUAGAGAUUACUUAAUUCGGGACCAAUCUCCUAGUGGUCCAUAUUUUUGUGGAUCAGGAGAUGGAUCACAUGAAAUUACGAUGGAAUCGUGAUGGCCA